AUGGGAUUUUCAGUAUUUGGUAACAGCGCAAGGUCGCAAAGUCCAUACCAAGAACAAGUCGCGUGGGCAAAUUCCACUCAAUUCAGAUCGGUGCCCGCUGAGACGAAGCCGCAAAUGGUACAAACUACCUUCUUGACCAAAGACGAUGAGGCACCUCCACCGUCACGAACAUACUUCCGCCAUCCUCGCCACAUGCUCGAACCUUGGACCACCGGUGUCUGGAUACGGUUUCCCUGGUGGGGUGCCGGAGCCCUGUUUCUCGUCGUGCUAUUGACUGGUGCGUCCGCUGGAAUUCUGCUGGCCAGCCAUAAUACAAGUACUGAAGACUGGAAGAUCGGACGUGACAAUGCCCAACCGCACGUCUACAUUUCGGUUUUCGAGAUGAUAAUGAAUUUCUUAAUCUUGUUCGCGCUGGUGGAUGGUGUUGUCAUCCGGUUAUGGCGACAAUUACUACAAGGGACCACACUUGACUCCGUUCACGAUACCUACGAGUCGAUGUACCUAUGGCCUGCUGUCAAGAGGGCUGCACGUCUGAGGUUCAACAUCGUCGCAGUGGCGUGCAUACUCGCAUCGUUGUCGUUCGUCAGAGGGCCUUUGUUCCACCGCGCUCUGUCGGUUACCAACGAUCACAAAAGCGUGGGAAGCACGGUGGACCUCAAUAUAGCACCACACCCGCUGGCGGAGUUCUUCCAAAGUAAUGAAACGGACCCUCGGAAGCAAGGCGGUGUAACAUCGGUUUUCGCGGACCUGAUCCAGGGCUUAGGUGCUGGGAACCCACUCCCGUACGAACAACCGGCCUAUUGUGGCGACUACUGCACCGGGACUGCUAAGGCAUAUACCUUCAAAGCCCAUUGUGACUCAUCAGUGCGGAACAUCGACCUCAAUACCGUUCUACAUGAGUGCAAGUCCUGUACGACCGAGCAGUGCAGGAGCGACUGCGAGCUCCGUAGGCUGACAAGCCUCCAAGCGACCUUUUUCUCAACCAGCUACGAACACACGAAUGACAGUCUGAUUCUGACCAGUGUCCACAAGGACACAACUUCGUGUAGCGGCGAGAUCCAAGUUCAGACAUGCACUCUUAUGCAAGCAAAGGGUGAUGUUCCAUUCGUCAUCGCAAACGGUACUAUCGAUCGACGACUCGACGUUCCCGUGUCACAAUUUUACGAUGAGGCAUUGCCAAAUGAUGACAAUAUUUGGGAAACUUACUGGCCUCUUGCACUUAACAUGCUCUUUCCUCCGGUAUCAUCGAAUGUAUCCGCAUCAUCAGAUUUCAGUAAUCUCGUCUACACCGAAUGCGUUCAGCAAGCAAAUAUCGAAGACUCUGCAGGACACUUGGUCAACACCUCCACUCCAGCGACGUGUUCGAACUCCACGUUAAGUCCAUCGCUGCUCCUCAACAACCCCAGCACCAUGUAUGCCGCGGCUUACAAAGCAAGCCCCAGCGAAGACCCCCCUAUGCGGGACUGUCUGGAACGAUCCGAUGCCAGACAUAAUUAG
Messenger RNA from Didymosphaeria variabile, 1497 nucleotides. RefSeq lists its product as uncharacterized. Bases 1 to 1497 code for a protein of 498 amino acids. Lineage: Eukaryota; Fungi; Ascomycota; Dothideomycetes; Pleosporales; Didymosphaeriaceae. The transcript has a single exon. The record is from RefSeq and is a predicted model, not a curated record.